GCUCUGACUGAACAACAGCGGCACGAGAGCACGCGCAUUCCACAGCAGCCUCUCGAGCAUCGUUUGUUUUCCUUGUCAAGAAACCCGCAAACAGAAAACUGAGUGGGAAGAUAUCGAGGAAAAGUGGGAAAACGUCGUUUUUCAAUGCACUUUCGCAGCUUUGCCGGUUUGUUUACAUAGUACUUCGGACAUUUAAUCACUGUCGGACAUGACGCAGUCCUACAGUCAGCGUUCUCUCGUGGUCCUCGCGUUUUUAGGGAUUUCGUCCGCAAUCAUGUCCGUCUUGUCCGUCAUUUUGAUCUUCCAGCUCCAAACGCAACAGGCUGUUAUAAAGGAUUCGUCUCCUUUAGGGUCGAGUGAGAUCACGGCUGUAUUAAAGCCCGUGUCCACGGUCCUCUCAGCCUUGUCACUGACACUCAACUUGAGCUCUGUUGUUGUGUGUUUGCUUCACAGCUAUUUCGCUACUGAAAUAUGCCGAGGAGAACCAGAUACACAAAGGGCCGACUGGUUUCUACUGGAUAGCAGGGUUGUCCGCCAUGUGACAAUUGGACUGUUUUGCCUUGGAGUUUCAGUUUACUUAGCUGCUAUGUCUAUUUACAUGUUACUGGUGUUUGAAGUUGAGACGGGCGUAGCCAGCGUGUGCGUGCUUUCCUCCGGUGUUCUCGUCCUGCUACUUAUCGUUAUUCACUCCUCAAUACGCGCCGCACAUACAGCCAAACACUUCCACAAUGAACAAGCCCACACCAUGUACCACAGCAACCCUGAAAACAUCGCUGGCAUCCAUACGUUGAAUCUAAGCGCUGCGGAAAAGCCAAGGAGGCAGCACAGCUUAGCCAACCUGCACAGCCAUUUCAUCAACCCCGCUCACAUGGAUCCUAAACCGCAGUACUCGGCAUCUAACGGCCCUCGCAGUGAUAAGGACGGCUACAGUAGCGGUGGGAGCAGACGGACGCACCGGACACUUUCGACAGAGUCCGGCCUGUUUCAAGCACAGACCAAACCCUGGAACGGAGUCAACAGUGAGAUGAGAUCUGUACUUGCUAGAAAAGCCACGAUCAAGGACUCAACUUUAGUAUGAAUGGUACCACGCAUCUAGUUUGAUGUUAAGAUGGGCAUUAUAUAAAAAAUAUGUACUAUACAUAUAUAUAUACAUACAUACAGUGUAUUCACCUAGACACUGGUGGAAUAAUUCAGAUUUUUUUUUUUUUUUUGAAAGAAGUCUAUUAUGUUCUGUAAGCCUGCUUUCUUUUUUGCCGAACAUUUUUUAAACGUUAACAUUGUGUAAUAUUACUACAGUUUAAAUAAUAGAUUUCUGUAGGAUCAUGUGACACUGAAGACAAAUUCAGCUUUGCAUCACAGAUAUCUUAAAAUAGAAAAUAGUUCUUUCAAAUUGAAGAAGUAUUUCACAAUGUACUGCUUUUUCAUCAGAUUAUAACAUCUUAUUUACAUGACAUUUAAAGCAAAAUUUGUAAACAUGUAUUUUUCGUACACCUAAUAUCAACUUACAGGACAGGUGUUAGAAAUCAGACUAAUUGUUAAAAUGUGAAAUUACUACUGAAAUACUUGAGAAUUUUUGUGUAGCUGUAGGAUAGUGAAUUGUUCUCUUUUUUUUUACUAGAAAGACAUAUUUUGGAGCAGAAUAAUACAACUAUAAAGGUUAGGAAAAUGGCAUAAUGGAAUAACUUAUAGGAGAAGCUGAUCUGAAUCGGCAUUUAAAAUUUCUGUCAUAAUAAUAAAAAUAAUUACUGAAA
Messenger RNA from Carassius gibelio (silver crucian carp), 1751 nucleotides. RefSeq names its product transmembrane protein 221 (gene tmem221). The record is from RefSeq and is a predicted model, not a curated record. Bases 209 to 1078 code for a protein of 289 amino acids. Lineage: Eukaryota; Metazoa; Chordata; Actinopteri; Cypriniformes; Cyprinidae. The transcript is spliced from 3 exons.